Molecule: messenger RNA, 1785 nt
Organism: Cottoperca gobio
Lineage: Eukaryota; Metazoa; Chordata; Actinopteri; Perciformes; Bovichtidae
Gene: ascl1a
Product: achaete-scute family bHLH transcription factor 1a
Exons: 2
Coding region: 286-909 (207 amino acids)
Biological process (GO): positive regulation of transcription by RNA polymerase II; neuron differentiation; sensory organ development
Cellular component (GO): RNA polymerase II transcription regulator complex
Molecular function (GO): DNA-binding transcription factor activity, RNA polymerase II-specific; RNA polymerase II transcription regulatory region sequence-specific DNA binding; protein dimerization activity
Source: RefSeq, a predicted model, not a curated record
GCUUCAAGUGGCACGCGUCCGGCGCGCGCAACGCACUGGCACCGGGGCAGGAGCCCAAGGUGAAUCCACGCGACAGGGGGGCGUGGCCAGCCCCACAUCCAAACGUAUUGAAAAGCAGUGGCGUCUUUCCUCGAGUAGUCAGAGUAGCUUUGAGUAGCGCGCGAGGCAGCAGCCCAGCGGACUGCCCACAUUGAAACAAGUGCGCGUCAAACGACCCCAACACGUGAACGGCACGAGCGGGACGCACCGCCCAGAGACUUGGUGAUUCUUUAAAAGUUUGUAUUUAUGUUUAUACUGGAAAUGGACUUCACAGCCAAGAUGGAAAUUAGCAUGAGCCAGCAGCAGAUGAUGCCGCCAGCUUGUUUCUUUUCCUCCGCGGCGGCGCAGAGCAUGCAGCUGAGCCCCAGCGGCAGCGGCAGCAGCCAGGGCAGCGGGAAGUCGGGGUCCAAGCAGCCCAAGAGGCAGCGCUCCACCUCCCCGGAGCUGCUGCGGUGCAAGCGGAGACUGAAUUUCGCGGGUUUCGGCUACAGUCUUCCGCCGCAGCAGCCGCACGCAGUGGCGCGGAGGAACGAGAGGGAGCGCAACCGGGUGAAGCUGGUCAACAACGGCUUCGCCACCCUGCGCGAGCACGUCCCCAACGGAGCCGCCAACAAGAAGAUGAGCAAAGUGGAGACGCUGCGCUCAGCCGUGGAGUACAUCCGGGCCCUGCAGCAGCUGCUGGACGAACACGACGCGGUGAGCGCGGCGUUUCAGUCCGGCGUGCUGUCACCCACCAUGUCGCAGGGAUACACCGCUGACAUGAACUCCAUGGCAGGUUCACCGGUGUCCUCAUACUCAUCCGACGAGGGCUCCUACGACCCCCUCAGUCCAGAAGAGCAGGAACUGCUAGACUUCACCAACUGGUUCUGAGCAUCUAUAUAAGAUAUAUGGAUCAACUCACUUUACUGUUGAAGUGCGCCUGGGAUGGUCCCGGAGGAGGCUGGCUGUCCUCAUGAACAAGACGCACCGUUAACGCGUGUUGGUCCCGGGGCCUUAACGGCCGGUCCUCCCGGACUGACACAAAGACAGACACGGCCUUAAAGUCAUAAACACUUUGGGGGAAAUCAGGCCGGAGAUCAGCACCAAAGGAAUAAAAGGAACACGGGUCUCCUGGCAGCAUGGGAAUCCAAGCUUCUGUGCCCAUGAUAAACAAAAACAACAAACCUUAAAGUGAAUUCAUUGCUCUUCAGCAGCACAUUAAAACACUAUUUAAUACGCCGCUCUUCAUCUAUGCUAAAUCCAAUCCCAGAACUCCCAACCCUUCGGUAAACCUUGCAGACGUUUUAAUUCAGAAAAUGCUUCCGAGUCGAGGAUUUAUUCUAUAAAAUUCUAUAUCAAACGCUUUUUUUGAAAUAUAUUAAGAUAUUUUUGUAUGUAAGAGAUUUAUAGAUGUUUUGUACACAUCCUUUUGUAUAUAUUUUGUCUAUAUAUUGCUUCUAUACCUCCUGCCUAUGUAGACGUGUAGUCUAUUAUUCUCUGGCUCUUCUGUUCACGAGGUUUCCAGAAGGAGUUUGAUACUCCGACGUUUUAUUCCUAGCACCAACGUGUCUUAUUUAAUAGCAACACCAUGUUAUUGCAUUAUGUCAUGAAGUUCACAAUGAUCAAAACUUAUGCAGCUAUUGUCCAAACAGAGCGCGAUGGUCAUGCAUUGUCUCGUUAUACUGCCAGCUCUAUAUCGUCUUCACAUAAACACAUGUUGAAAGUCUUAUAACCAUAUUUUCUACACUCAAGUCCAAGAAUAAAAUG